UGCUAUGGGUAAGAUGGCUGCCAAAAGUUUUGCAUCCCGCUUCAGAGGCUCCAGGCGUUUUCUGAGUGGCUUCGUGGCAGGAGCUGUAGUGGGCGCCGCGGGAGCCGGGCUCACGGCCCUGCAGUUCCUCCGGAGUCAGGGCGCUGAGGCAGCGUUGGCGGUGAGGGAGCCAGAAGGUUCGUCAGAAAAGGCUCUCUUGGAACAGUUUGGAUUCCCUUUAACUGGAACAGAGACUAGGUGUUACACUAAUCAUGCCUUGUCUUACGAUCAGUCAAAACGAGUGCCUAGAUGGGUUCUUGAACAUAUAUCCAAACGCAAGAUAAUGGGUGAUGCAGACAGAAAACACUGUAAAUUCAAGCCUGAUCCCAACAUCCCUCCAACCUUCAGUUCCUUCAACAAGGACUAUAUUGGAAGUGGGUGGUCACGAGGACACAUGGCUCCUGCAGGAGAUAACAAAUUCUCAUCUAAAGCCAUGGCUGAAACCUUUUACCUUUCUAAUAUUGUACCUCAGAAUUUUGAUAAUAAUGCUGGAUAUUGGAACAGAAUAGAAAUCUACUGUCGAGAGCUGACAGAGAGGUUUGAAGAUAUUUGGGUUGUGUCUGGACCAUUGACCUUACCUCAGACUGGAGGCGAUGGAAAGAAAAUAGUUAGUUACCAGGUGAUUGGUGAGGACAAUGUGGCUGUCCCCUCGCACCUUUUUAAGGUGAUCCUGGCUCGCAGAAGCCCAGUGUCUACUGAGCCGCUGGCGCUAGGGGCCUUUGUGGUUCCCAAUGAAGCCAUUGGCUUCCAACCGCAAUUAAGUGAAUUCCAAGUGAGCCUUCAGGACCUAGAGAAAUUGUCAGGACUGGUGUUUUUUCCUCAUUUGGAUAGAACUAGUGAUAUCAGGAAUAUCUGUUCUGCGGACACCUGUAAGCUCCUGGAUUUCAAGGAGUUCACUCUGUACCUGAGCACGAGAAAGAUUGAGGGAGCCCGCUCGAUACUCCGACUGGAAAAGGUCAUGGAAAACUUGAAGAACGCAGGGAUUGAACCCGAUGGAUAUUUCAUGAGUCGUUAUGAGAAGAAACUGGAAGAACUGAAAGCUAAGGAGCAGUCAGGAAGCCUGGAGAGAAAGCCAGCCUAGUCUUGAUCUCAGAAGUGUGAUGAAGCAGGCAGGUCCUCUUCAGGCUGAUGUAGUUUAGUGGCUUUGCUUUAAGAAAUGAUGGAACCUUGAAUUUAAGACUAAACUCCCCAAAAGAUGAAAGAGCUAAAAUUUUGGGGGGUAGUAUUUUAUUUGACAUGGGAGCUAAUUUUUAAGGACACUGUAACACCUGCAGGGCAAGGGCUGCUUUUGUGGCAGGUUCACGGGAGGACUGUGUACGUACACGAUGACACUGUGUUUGUGUCCCUCUGAAUGUAUUGUACGUGAAGGCAUUUUAUUUUCAUGUCUCCAAAUCGUACAACAUCCAGUGUAUCUGCUUAGUGUUCCUGGAACCCAGUAUUGGACAUUUUCUUUCCCUAGGACCUGAGUUGGUCUUAGAGAUGGCUUUUAGCUAUUCUCCAUGCGUGAUCCUGUCCACAUGCAUUGUCUGUUUGUUUCUUGUUCCUCUAUCAGGGACCUGCCGUUCCUGCCAUAUAGAAGCACUCAGCAACUUCACUUUCGCUCACUUAGUGUGUGCCGUGUACUAAGCUCAGUGCUUUACAUGUGAUAUCUUACAGUGACCCUCUGAGAAAUACCCCUGUCCUCGUUUUACUCAUGAGGAAAUUGAGGCUUAGAAAUUGAGCUUAAGUAUUUUAUUCAAGGUUUACCUGCCCGAAGAAGUAACCCACCAGCAAUGAGGCACGCAGGACUAAGAGAGGAAAGCAUGAGGUACAUUCAAAUCUUCCCCUAUUCAGAGGCUUUGACUCAGACAUACAUACCCACUUGGGUGUCUGUGAUCCUGGGGUCUGCUUGGUAAGAAGGGUCUGGUUUCGUGUCUGUCAGCAAGCCAAAGGGACUUUAAUGUCCCCUGAUUUGAACUCUCCUUAGCUCUUGGGAAGAAACAGUCACAGGCAUUUGAAAGUCGGAGGACAGUGCUUCGUGGGGUUCUCAGAGCCCUGCCUUACUGGCCUCCAGAAAUGCAAUUCUUUUAGUGACCAGAUGGUGCCAAAUUGAUAUGUUCCUUGCUUUCCAGGAGAGCUUUUUAUUCCCAAGAUUAAGGGACCUAAGGAGGUCUGCCCAUUGACUCACCGGCUCAUGAAUUGCUCCCCUUGGUGCCUGCAUGUCUGCCUGGGUAGCAUAGGGCAGGUGGUGUUUGGGCUAAAGACCCAAAGACGUUUGUCUCUGGGGGAGGCGGGCUGUGUUUUUGAGCCCAAUUCCUAGACUUGGGUUUACAUGGAAUCCUUUCAUGGGCCGUCGUAAGUGCAGACAGGGAACUGACUUAAAAUAGGGCGCAGGAACUUGUGUCAUAUCACUGCUAUCUUUUCAAGUAGCAUUACAAUUUGUGUGGAGCUUUUGUGUUUGUGUCUAACAGAAAUGCCAAGGCUUUAAGGUAAAGGUAAGACGAUAAUGAUUAAUCUUGUUCUGUGUUUUUUGGGGUGUAAAAAAGAAAGUCAGGGGGUCAGAACACGGUAGCCUGAUUAAUACCAUUCUGUUUUAUCACAUUGUUCUGCGUAGCUUGUGCCAGUCCUCUGCUCGGGGGUAAAGAGUCAGAAUGUCACUGUGACCAAAAAACUCGGUUACUUUCUCAUUGUUGGAGAGGUCGUGGUGGAGUCGGGGUGUUUCUCCAGGAGCCGGAGUGGGCAGCUCUGUGGGAGAAGUCCCAUCUCUAGAGGCAAGCCUCUGUCUUCCUUCCCGCAGGCCUCUCACUGUGCUCUGUUCUGACCUGAAUUUCCAGCAGCCUGGGAGUUACUUCCCAUGCUGUGUCACUCCUUUCUCUCCACCUAGAUGGUAGAAAAUCUUGAUUUUUAAAUCAAUACAUUAUAGUAGCUUACAUUUUUAGUUCCUAUGGAAAAUGCUACCCGAUCACUGUGAAAAAGAACUGUUAUUUUAAUAUUGCAGUUGUCCAAUCCUUUUUGUAUGUAAAAAUUUUGUUGGUAUACAGCAGUGCUGCUCAAAUGUUGUCUCAACGUUUCAAUU
Molecule: messenger RNA, 3094 nt
Organism: Rhinolophus ferrumequinum (greater horseshoe bat)
Lineage: Eukaryota; Metazoa; Chordata; Mammalia; Chiroptera; Rhinolophidae
Gene: EXOG
Product: exo/endonuclease G
Exons: 6
Coding region: 5-1120 (371 amino acids)
Biological process (GO): apoptotic DNA fragmentation
Cellular component (GO): nucleus; mitochondrial inner membrane
Molecular function (GO): nucleic acid binding; RNA endonuclease activity; metal ion binding
Source: RefSeq, a predicted model, not a curated record